This is a messenger RNA of Cherax quadricarinatus, 1405 nucleotides long. NCBI's taxonomy places the organism in Eukaryota, Metazoa, Arthropoda, Malacostraca, Decapoda, Parastacidae. The record is from RefSeq and is a predicted model, not a curated record.
AUGUACAAGGAUAAUGGGAAAGGUGGGCUGGGUAGAGCUCGAGGUAUUGGAUACAUUAGACUCAAGGAUAAUUCCGUCAGACUCAAGGCUAGCCCGUCAUGUAGAUUUUCACGGUUAGAUAUCUGUUACAAGAGAAUUUAUCCGAAUAUAAUUUAUCUAACUGAUAACGUUUCUCUUCCAUUGCAGGUACUUGUUUCGUUGAUAGCGGCCGCAGCCGCCGGCUCCCUGCAGAUAUACGGGGUCCCGUCACACUCUGGGUCAGGUCACUCCUCAGGUGGAACAGGCUUCUCCAGCAGUGCUGGCUUCUCUGGUGGCUUUGUAUCCAACGGAGGUGACUCUGGAUUCUCUGGUAGCGCUGGGUUCUCUGAUAACGCUGGAUUUUCUGGCGAAUCUGGGUUCUCUGGUAGCGCAGGGUCCUCUGGUAGCACAGGGUUCUCUGGUGACGCUGGAUUUUCUAGCGGAUCUGGGUUCUCUGGUGACGCUGGAUUUUCUAGCGGAUCUGGGUUCUCUGGUAGCGCAGGGUCCUCUGGUAGCACAGGGUUCUCUGGUGACGCUGGAUUUUCUAGCGGAUCUGGGUUCUCUGGUAGCGCAGGGUCCUCUGGUAGCACAGGGUUCUCUGGUGACGCUGGAUUUUCUAGCGGAUCUGGGUUCUCUGGUAGCACACGGUUCUCUGGUGGGGAAGGACUCUCUGGUGGGGCAGGACUCUCUGGUGGGGCAGAACUCUCUGGAGGCGCUGAAUUUAACGGAGGUGGCUGUGCAGAUGGACAGAUACGUCAUGUGGACGGAAGUUGUGUGACUCCACAAGUCACCAGAAACUUGUUCGUGUACACUGCUCCACCAGUUGCCCCAAUUGUAGGUCCACGACCAAAUGUUCCUCCACCAAGGGUUGAACACAACGUUAUAUUCAUCCGCACCUCAGAAGCCGGACCAGGUCAAGAACCCAUUAUUGUACCACCACCACAAACGAAAAAUGUUGUGUACGUCCUCAACAAGCGGCCUGAACUGGACCAACAGGUCGUACACGUACCAGCACCUGAGCAACAAACUCCUCAAGUGUACUUCGUCAACUAUGCUGAAGGUGAUAACCCAACUUUGCCCACAGGAGAGGACCUCCAGUCCGCCCUCAGCUCCGCCGCUCAUGGUGGCGGCGAGGUUAUCGGUACCAGUGGUGAUAUUGGAGGAGACGUUGGUAUCAGCACUGGAGGCGGCAUUGGAGGUGGUAUUGAAGACGACAUUGGAGGCGGCACUGGAGUUGGAAUUGGCACUAUUGGAGGCAGUAUUGGAGGCAGCAUUGGAGGCAGUAUUGGAGGGGGUAACGGUCAGGUCAACGGCUUCAGUGUGUCCACACCGUCUAAACUGUAUGGCACACCGUAAAGUCAGAAAACAUUGUUUUUUUUCCAUAUUC